AUGCACAAGAUCUCCAACUUCACCGGCCAGGCUCGCCAUGGCUGGGAACGCAUGACGCCCACCUUCGGCAUGUCCAGGCCCCAGCAGGAGGCUCCCAAUGCGCAGCCCUUUCGCCGUCCCCAGGGGCCCGGACAGCCGCCUCCACAGUCCCAUCACCAGCAGCAUUCGCCCCAACAACAGCAACAGCCGCAGCAACAGCAACCACAACAGCAGCAGCAGCAGCAGCAACAGCAGCCAUCGCAGUCUGUCUCGCCAAACCCGACUAGCGGUGCCAGCACCCCCGCUGGUGCUGUCCUGUCUGCUCCGGCUUCCAUAGAACCGCCAACGAUCAACGUCUCCUUCAACAUCCCGUUCUCGUCGAACCUGCCCGGACCGGACCCCGCAGAUGUCCUGCAUUCGUCUCCAGGUGCUUUCCAGCGAUGGACCUUCCCCGAGGGAACUUUGGAGGGAACUCCGAUCCAUCGUCUGCCCGUGCACACGCAGCAUGUCGACUCGCUGCGUAAGUUGUGUCGUCAGAUGAGUGAGAGUAGUGGAGGACGACUGGAGGCUACUGUCACCUCGUCCGAGCCAAAGAUGGCUUCUUCCAUGCAGAGACGUCACCAUGGCCUAGUGACCAACGUGUGCAUCUCUGGAGAAGCGGACCUCGUUCGGGAGAUGAGGGCCACGAUUUACAAGGAGACGCCCAUUGUCCUGCGGAGCUUAACUGUCGACGUUGACCUUGACAUUGUCUUCCACCAGGAUAGAGAGUCUAUCCGGAAGAUAGUGCUCGAACAUAUCGAUAUACUAGCAAAUUAUACAGGGGCAGAUAUCUUCCUCCUCAGUCCCAGGGUUGUCGAUGCCGAUAGUGCUAUCGUUCCCUCUUACGGGUACUCGAGCGAAACCAGCCUAGAGCGUACUUUCAGAAUCGCCAUCUUCAGCGAUGCCGAGAGCGCGGAGCAUGCCAAAUCACGGGUCUUGAUCAUGAUUGACCAGAUCCUGAAACGUCGUGUCGACUUGGUGAAGCUGGAAUUGAGUACUCACUUCCUCGUCUGCGGCCGGACUCGCAAGAACAUCAAGAUGAUUGAAGCCGCUACGAACACGGCCAUCUAUUUCCCCCCUCCAUUCCCCCGUAUAUACGGCUACACGCCUCCAGGUGCCACCCGACGCUGUGAGGAUGAAGUCUACAUCACCGGCUGUAAGCAGGAAGAGAUAAACGUCGUCAAGCAGAAACUGCGUGAUCUCGUCAACGUACUCAAGGUUUAUGUCAAGGAAGCUAUCAUCCCGCCGGAGAAAAUCGAUAGCAUCAUCCUCGAGCGUCUCGAUAAGGUCCAGAAGGUUAUGGAGGCCAAUGGCUGCUUUGUCCUACUUCCUCAACUAGGCAGUGGGGUCAGCGCCAUCCGCGUUCAAGGAACCGACGUGCUGCAUGUCGAGCGCACCAUUCGGGAGCUCAUGACCGUUGCUGGUCAAUUUUACGGUGCUUCCUGGUGGCUCAUGACAGAUAACCCGCAGAUGCGAGCUCCGUCCCCCGCAGAUGUCAGGACCAUGCUUUCUGACAUCUGUGCCAACUCCGGCGCUGACGUUACGUUUGACAAACUGACCUUCCACAUCCAUGGCUCAGACGACUCCGUCAAGGCUGCCAUGAUGGUGAUCUAUCAGAUCCCCUUCGUUAAACGUUCCACGCAGCACAUGAAAGUCAAGGUCGAGCUCGCCAACGAACACAAGGAGUUCGUUAGCGGAAAGAAGAACGGCAAGAUCAACAAGAUUAUGAGCCAAAUCACAGGCAAUGUGCAAAUCAUCUUCGACGGCUUCAACGAAUACAACUUCUACAUAGAUGUGUGUUCACAACACUAUGAGGCUGUUAAGCAAGCUCUCCACCUGGUCGAACAAGAAAUGCCGGCCUCCAUCUCCUUCCAUGUCCCAGACCAAUACCACAAGCGUAUCAUUGGCAUUGGCGGCCAACAUAUUCAGCGUGUCAUGAAAAAGUAUUCUGUGUUCGUUAAGUUUUCCAACGCAAUGGACAGAGGUGGCGCUGGUAAAGAUGAUGACGAUAUCCGAGUCGAGAACGUUAUCUGCCGCACCCCUGCAAGGAACGCCCAGAACCUUGAAUUGGUCAAACAAGAGAUUAUGGACAUGGUUGAGAAAGUCGAUGCGGAGUUUGUCUCGGAGACCGUCGUCGUCCAGCGACUCUACCAUCGGGAGCUGAUUGCAAGGAUGCCGGAAAUCGAUGAGUUGGAGAAGAAGUGGAACUGCAAGAUCGACUUCCCAAGCACGGAGACAGCCAGUGACUUCGUCACCAUCUCAGGCCCUGAAUAUCAGGUGCCUCAGGCCGUUGAUGCCUUCUUGGGAAUGGUUCCUCAAAGCCACGCAAUGAUAUUCGGCAUCUCCGAGGAGCUUCGUGCAUUCUUCCUUACACCUGAAUUCUCCGACGGCAUAUGUCGAAAUCUCCGCGAGCAGUACGAAAUCGAACUUUCAUUGGGACCGGCGACCUUCCAAGCCAUUGCCAACCCAGAGAGCACCAAACCUCUUACUGAAGAUACUCUCGAGAUGAGGUACACCCGCAAUAACUCUGGUGGCAUAAAAGAUGUCGUUGACUUCCUUAUCUCCCGUCUUGUUCCCUACGGUUUGGACGCCACAACAGUCAAAGGCUCCAUUCCCCGGCCCAAAUCCGACUCCUUUGAAGACUCUCUCCCUUUCUUCGAUUCCAAGCUCCUCCAACAUGCUCCCGCCCCGCUUGUCGCCGACUCACCUAUCCGCGCUAACUUCGCUACUGACGACUCUACCGAUCGCGGCUCCAUAUUUGGCCGUCUCAGGAAACCAGGUUCCAUUGCAUCCUUCUCCUCGUUCAUCGGCAGAAAGAACCAAUCAUCCUCGCCUGGAUCUCUGUUCAAGCAUGCAUCUAGCAAUGCUUCCAAGGCCUCCCUUGUCUCCAUGGAAUCCCGAGACAGUGGAUACCGCAACCCUUGGAACGACUCCGGUGUCAACCUCGCCAAGGAUGACAUGCUGAAUCCUUCAGGCGGUAGCGGAUGGCCAAGCCGGUUUGACAAUAAGUUUCCCUUUGGGACGGGCGGCGCCGGAUCCGUUUCCGGCGGCGAUAUGACCCCUAAACACGACCUACGUGCUUCGUUCGACAGCGGACGACCGAGCACCUCCAACUCAUACUCUGCUCCGAUCGGACCUCCUCGCUAA
Molecule: messenger RNA, 3165 nt
Organism: Arthroderma uncinatum
Lineage: Eukaryota; Fungi; Ascomycota; Eurotiomycetes; Onygenales; Arthrodermataceae
Product: KH domain-containing protein
Exons: 7
Coding region: 1-3165 (1054 amino acids)
Biological process (GO): nuclear division
Cellular component (GO): cytoplasm; nucleus
Molecular function (GO): mRNA binding
Source: RefSeq, a predicted model, not a curated record